CCGUAAAUAAUAAUUAGUGAUCCAGCUCAGCACGCUCUCACUUUGUUCACAUUCAAAUAAUAAACUCCACCACCUCUUACAAAACCAUUCCUCAAUCGCGCCGAACAAAACCUCAAAAUUUCCGAAACCCAUUUCGGCAAAAAAAAAAAAAAAAAACAAAAAUUUCAUAAUAAUGGCAGCAUCGGUACCGGCGACGCCGCUGCUGAAGGAGGAGGUGGACAUAGUGAUUCCGACAAUAAGAAACCUUGAUUUCUUGGAGAUGUGGCGCCCCUUUUUCCAGCCCUACCAUCUGAUCAUUGUCCAAGACGGCGACCCGGCGAAGGUUAUUAAGGUGCCUGAGGGUUUCGAUUACGAUCUCUACAAUCGGAAUGAUAUUAACAAGAUUUUGGGUCAGAAGGCAAAUUGCAUUUCAUUCAAGGAUUCUGCUUGCCGCUGCUUUGGCUACUUGGUUUCCAAAAAAAAGUACAUCUUCACCAUUGAUGAUGAUUGCUUCGUUGCUAAAGAUCCCUCUGGCAAGGAAAUUAAUGCGCUCGAGCAGCACAUUAAAAACAUGUUAUCCCCAUCAACUCCAUUUUUCUUCAACACACUUUACGACCCAUAUCGUGACGGAACGGACUUUGUGCGUGGGUAUCCUUUCAGUCUUCGUGAAGGUGUACCGACGGCUAUUUCACACGGGCUUUGGCUCAACAUACCAGAUUACGAUGCACCCACUCAACUUGUUAAGCCUCUUGAGAGGAACACUAGGUAUGUUGACACGGUUUUGACGAUUCCGAAGGGAACCCUUUUCCCAAUGUGUGGGAUGAAUUUGGCUUUCAACCGGGAAUUGAUUGGCCCGGCUAUGUACUUUGGACUUAUGGGUGAUGGUCAGCCGAUUGGACGAUAUGAUGACAUGUGGGCCGGUUGGUGCACUAAGGUGAUUUGCGACCACUUGGGUUUGGGAGUAAAGACCGGUUUGCCAUACAUUUGGCACAGCAAAGCUAGCAACCCGUUUGUGAACCUGAAGAAAGAAUACAAAGGUAUCUACUGGCAAGAGGAGCUAAUCCCGUUUUUCCAAUCCGUUGCCCUUCCAAAAGAUUGCACGACCGUUCAAAAAUGCUAUAUCGAAAUCUCAAAGCAAGUCAAAGCAAAGCUCGGCAAGGUGGACGAUUACUUCAAUAAGCUUGCUGAUGCAAUGGUCACUUGGAUCGAAGCAUGGGAUCAGCUUAACCCCACAGGACCCUCUGCUCCUAUUCCCAAUGGCUCUGCCAAGUAGGAAUUAUUAUCUAAUUAUUUAUAAUCUUCUUGUUUCAUUUUUUAUGUUUUCCAUUUUCUUGUAUUUCGGGGGCGAUUUUCGGAUUUGAGAAACUCUUUGAUGGAACUUAUCAUCUCAGUUUUUGGAUUCUUGUGUUUUGUUAUAGUGUGGAUUUUAGUGACUUAUACAUAAUAAUCGAGAUGAUGAUUCUUUUAUCGUU
Molecule: messenger RNA, 1451 nt
Organism: Erythranthe guttata (spotted monkey flower)
Lineage: Eukaryota; Viridiplantae; Streptophyta; Magnoliopsida; Lamiales; Phrymaceae
Product: UDP-arabinopyranose mutase 3
Biological process (GO): UDP-L-arabinose metabolic process; plant-type cell wall organization or biogenesis
Cellular component (GO): Golgi apparatus; cytosol
Molecular function (GO): UDP-arabinopyranose mutase activity
Source: RefSeq, a predicted model, not a curated record